CAUGUAUGCUGAAAAAUGGCGAAUUCUCAUCUUGAAGUUGGGGAGCCACUAUUCUUGGCCCCGUUUUUGUCUCGCCGGAAGCGAAGAGUGAAGACGACGAGCGUUUAUUGACUUAUUUGACUCCGAUUGUGGUAUUUUUGAUGAUUUUGGCGUGUUAUUGUGAUCGAAGUGCUCACCAGGAUUGAAAAUCCAUCGACCAGACCACCACAAGUGCGUCGUCCUGCGUGGAUUUGCGGCGGAUCGCGACGUGUUGCUGACUGACGAUCUCGUCCAGAAAGCUGCUGGACCCGAGUACUGGUACGCCGAAGCUCGGACGCAACUGCACCGCGCCCUUCACAGUCCUCCUCAGGGCGGUGUGGCGAAGAACGUGGUGCUCGUGGUGGGCGACGGCAUGUCGUUGGCAACUGUGACGGCGGCCAGGAUUCUUCGCGGCCAACAACUCGGCAUGUCAGGCGAGGAGCAUCAACUGGCCUUUGAGAAGUUCCCGCACCUCGCCCUUGCAAAGACGUACAACAACGACGCGCAGAUCGGCGACUCAUCAGCUUGCGCCACCGCCCUCCUGUGCGGGGUCAAGGCCAACACAGAGACCCUCGGCUUGGACGCCGGGGCGCGAUUUGAAGACUGCAGGUCCAGUCACACUCACCGCGUCUCCUCCAUCUUCGACUGGGCGCAAAAAGAGGGCAAAUCCACGGGGAUCGUGACGAACACUCGCAUCACCCACGGCACCCCUGCGGCCCUGUACGCGCACUCGGCCAGCAGGUACUGGGAGGAUGACUCGAAAAUUCCCCCCGGCGCCCGGAAAACGUGCAAGGACAUCGUGAGGCAGCUGGUGGAAGACGAGCCGGGCAGAAACAUCAAUGUGAUUUUGGGUGGCGGAAGGCGUCACUUCAUGCCCAAAGUGGCGCGCGACCCCGAGGUUGACACGGAGGAGGGCCGUCGGCUGGACGGUCGCAACUUGAUCGACGAUUGGUCUCGCGAUAAAAAGAAACGCAAUAUCCGCGCCCAGUACGUGUGGAACAAGGGCCAGUUCGACAACGUGGACCCUGCUAACGUGGACCAUCUCCUAGGUCUAUUUUCCUACUCCCAUCUGGAUUUCGAAGUGGAUCGUGAUAAUUCUGCAAAUGGCGAUCCUUCCCUGGCCAACAUGACGCGCAAAGCCAUUGAGGUCCUCCAGAAGAAUCCGCACGGCUUCUUCCUUUUUAUUGAAGGCGGCCGGAUCGACCACGCCCAUCACUACAACAACGCCCGCCGCGCGCUCGAGGAGACCCUGGCCAUGGAGACGGCACUGCAGGCAGCAAUGACCAUGCUCGACCCCAGCAACACCUUGUUCGUCGUCACCUCGGACCACUCGCACGUGAUGACCCUCGGCGGCUUCGGGACCAAGAGGGGGAAUCCAAUUUUGGGCACCGACAUCAAGCCGUCGGACGUGGACCAGAUGCCGUACACAACCCUUUUGUACGGCAACGGCCCCGGCUUCGGUCGGCACCCAGUGAGCGGCAAACGCGACAACAUGACCGGUUCGGACCCGUUGGACAAGAACUACGUGCAGCAGGCGGCCGUGCCACGACAAUGGGCAACACACGGCGGCGAGGACGUGCCCGUGUACGCACAGGGCCCAAUGGCGCACGCCUUCCGCGGGGUCAUCGACCAGACGUUCAUCCCGCACGCGAUCGCCUACGCGGCGUGCGUCGGUUCGCAGAAGGACCGGUGCAGUGAGCCGCAGAAGGACGCGGCGUGUCCGACCGACCCGGCGGCCGCGGCCUCCUCGUCCGCCGCCGACCGCAAGGAAAACGUGUCGACGCCGCACGCCCAGCGUCCGGCCCUUACCGUGGAGGCGGCGGCUGCCGCCUCUGCCGCCCCCGCGGCCUCUAUAGCGAUGGCCCUCGUCCUGCUGGCUGCGACCCUGGCCGCCUGCACUAGUUGAAUGGGACUUUGAAGAGCGGCCGAGUUAAAGAAUCGCCGCGCCGAAUCGGAAUAAUAUCAUUUUAUUCACGGACAGAGAUCAAUGAUAUUUUAGCAAGAAGGGUAUUUUUUAUAAUAGGACUUACUCUCUAAUGUGGUGAUGUUCUCGAUUGCGAUUUUAAAAGUGCUGGUCUCACAGAUUAAAAUAGUUCAACAGAGGAUGGAAUUGAAGUCAUGCAAUUUGUAUAGGCUUACAAAAUUUAUCCCAUCCCUUUUGGUCAUAUUUUUAUUUUGAACAAUGUUAAUUUGUAAAGGCUCAAUCAUUUUUCAUUAUAUCUUUUACAUUGAAUUACAAUGAGUAUUUUUGAAGCUAAAAAAAGUAAAAAAUAAUUUUUUCUCCCAUUUGGAAAUUAAAAAUUGCACAUUAAGCUGUCAUUAAUUUUUGCUGUUCACAAAUCUCCAGAUUCACUUGCUUACUAAAUUCUCUGAAAUAAUUUAUAGUUGCAAAUUGUGUUUAUUGAUCUAUCACAAAGGCAAUUGCACGGGACACAUCAUUUAUGCAUUCAAAAAUUAUACAAAUUUAAAAUUUAAUUCAAAAUGAUUUUCGAAACUAGGUCUGGGAAGCUAUUACAAUACAUUUAAUAAUUCAGUUAAUAUAAAAAGAUUCCCAAUAUUAUGAACAAACAAAUUAUCAAGAUUAUUCAAACGCCACGUUUAUAUAUUUUAGUCUUGUUUGAAGUAAAUUCCCAGACUUUGUUAUUUUCAGGCUAGGUUUCUGGGUGAAAUUUUUGCUUUUUAUUGGUCAUUGGUUAGUUUGCAAUCUUUUGCCUUGAACUGUAGAGAAACUCAACCAACUUUUAAUGGAGGAGACAAAGUAAUACUACUAAAAGCACCAAUUUAAAUUUAUAAAGAAAAUAAUUAUACUAAUAAUUAUACAGGGUGGCCCAUAAGUAAUCCGUGGUUUUUAAACGCUCGCCACGAACGAACGGCUGGACGAAAUUUCAUUUUCUUGGCAGAUUCUGAAAGCCCAACUUCACAAGUUUUUGGCUGGCACAAUGAGAAAUUUCGCAAAUUUGAAAAUCCAAUAGAUUUUACAGGAAAACUAAAAAGUGCCAAGUUGCCUUAUGGGAGCGCCCAUGUAGCGGAAAAUGAGUGUUCGAGGGUAGAAGUGUGAAACAUGUUUUUAGGGGUAAACGACCUCCCUGAACACCGUGACGUGGCCAGAUUCUCGAAAUUUUGCUUCCUUCUAAUUUUUUUCUUGACCAAUUUAUUAUUUGCAAAAAGUGAUCAAAAAAAAUGAACGCUUGAAGAUAAAAAUCUGCAAAUUGCUGGAGGUGUGGAUCUUGAACAUAAAAACAACGUAAUUUUCCAAACUUGUUAUUUUCUGGAAAAUUGCCCAUUUUCACAAGGGGUCCACGUUUUGGUCCAUUUCUCAACUUCUAUGGGAGCUAGAAACAAAACUUGAGGUGAUUCUGAAAGCUGAUUAAAUUUCCAAUUUUUUUUUUUGUAAACAGCAACUUUCCAACGACGGCUGAUUUUCCGGAAAAGUAAAGUAAAAAACUAACUUAUUUUUCACAGGGAGUAUGCAACCCGCAACCAAAAGUCUAAAUAGCCAAAAUGUAGCUUGGUUCUUUGGCAAAACACCCCUAAAAUUUCAAAACUUUUCCUUCAGCCGUUUUUCCGCAAUCGCCGAUUUUCCCGACCCCUUUUGAGGAGAACAAAACUUUUCCGGAAAGGCGUUUGUGAUACAUCAUUCGAUUAGGCACAUCAAGGA
This is a messenger RNA of Neocloeon triangulifer, 3676 nucleotides long. RefSeq names its product alkaline phosphatase, tissue-nonspecific isozyme-like. Gene Ontology annotation, biological process: dephosphorylation. The record is from RefSeq and is a predicted model, not a curated record. Gene Ontology annotation, molecular function: alkaline phosphatase activity. NCBI's taxonomy places the organism in Eukaryota, Metazoa, Arthropoda, Insecta, Ephemeroptera, Baetidae. The transcript has 9 exons. The coding region runs from base 392 to 1924 and encodes 510 amino acids.